UAUGGGUUCCCAGUGUAGUUUUACAAUCCUCCAAUCACAUUUGAGAAUGAUGUAAACAAGGAAGACGGUAGUGUCACAACCGAUUCUCUGGUCACAACCGAACAACAGGGAAGUAGGGAAGAGAGUGAACAGGAAACUGAUGAUCAAUUCCAGGAUGGAAGAACGCGAUAAAAAGAUUCUCCAGCGCAAUAGAAUGAAUCUCGUGAGAGCUCUGGACCCUUCAGAUAUUUAUGAUGGCCUUCUGUCAAGAGGAAUCUUCACUCAGGACAUGAUUGAUGAAAUAAAGAGCUCAGGACCACGGAGGGACCAAGCUAGGCAGCUGGUCAGGGACCUGGAGACCCGAGGGAGGCAGGCCUUCUCUGCAUUUCUGGAGUGCCUUUGUGAGACAGGACAGCAAAGCCUGGCAGAGAUUCUACAGAAUGACAGACCACCAAGCCAGACUCUCCCUCUCCCUCCUGUCCAUGUUCGCCCAGUCGUACAGCCAUUACCUGUCUAUUCUCCCAUGGAUAAUGAUAAGCAUGUGGAAGUCAGAACCCCCGCCCCUAUCUAUCCAACUACACCUGUGAAGCCAACCACUCCAAGUCCAUCCCCGGAAAGAGAGUACUUCAGACCACACUCAACUGGAAGAAUUAGACGUGACAGUAUUCAGACCUACAAACUGGAUGCUAGUCCCUGUGGACAGUGUCUCAUCAUAAACAAUGUGGACUUUGAACCAAAGUCUGAGCUGAGUAACCGUAAAGGGUCAGAUAUAGACUGUGAUAAACUGGAGCAACGUUUCAGAUCCCUCAACUUUGUUGUUGUAGUAAAGAGGAACCUGAGACAAAAGCAUAUAAGACAGGAGCUUUCAGCUUUGUCCAAGAUGGACCAUUCCCAAUAUGACUGCUGUGUGGUGAUCAUUCUAUCACAUGGGACUGAGGUAAGUCACAACCGUUUCCCUGGUGCAGUGCAUGGGAUAGAUGGGCCCUCGGUUCCAGUCCAGAUCAUUACUAACUACCUCAAUGGCCAGAACUGCCCAUCUCUGCAGGGGAAGCCUAAACUGUUCUUCAUCCAGGCCUGUGGGGGAGGUGAGCGAGACAUUGGCUUUGAGGUGUCCCCAGAUGAUGAUGUCAUGCCUGGGAUUGGAGGAGCAGACGACCAGACAGAUGCCAUUCCAACGUCCUCCAGCAGUGACUCUCUGAGCACAUCCGAUGAACCGGAUGCCAGGGUCACACUGCCCACACCCAGUGACAUCCUGGUGUCCUACUCAACCUUUCCAGGCUACGUUUCUUGGAGAGAUCCCCAGGCUGGCUCCUGGUAUGUAGAGACCUUAGAUCGGAUCCUGGAGGAAACUGCUUCUGAAAAUGACUUGGUCACCAUAUUAAUGAUGGUGAAUAAUGAAGUCUCCCUGAAUUCUGCCAAAGGCCUCUAUAAACAGAUGCCUGGUUCCUUUAACUUCCUUCGCAAACUUUUCUAUUUUCAAGCCCAGAGACAAAAUCAGACAUAAAUGUCUGGAAAAGUUUCUUCUCAGGAGAUUUGAGAGUAGUUUAGUUUAGUUUGUCUAAACUAAUUGAUACACAGAAUUAACUUUAGGAGAAAGGGGCUGUAUUAUGUGACUUUUUGUCAAAAAAGUCUUAAACUUAGACUAUUAAUGAACCCAUGACUAAUGUUCUGACCAUGGAGAGAAAUUCAUACAAUUACAAUCAUGCCAACUUUGUUCUUAUUCAUCAAUACUUUUUCUGUUUUAUGAAUGUUUUACCGAGAUGUCUAUAAUGAUUAUUAAUGUCGAAAUCCAAUCGUCAGUUCUUUAUUUGUUCUCUUUUUACAGUUUUAAACUCCUUUGUACAAUCAAUCUUAAGAUACAAUCAAUCUUAAGAUGACAAUACUUUAUUAAAAACGUUUAUAAAAUGUUAUUUUUGGGCAACCUGAAAA
Molecule: messenger RNA, 1908 nt
Organism: Osmerus eperlanus (European smelt)
Lineage: Eukaryota; Metazoa; Chordata; Actinopteri; Osmeriformes; Osmeridae
Gene: casp9
Product: caspase 9, apoptosis-related cysteine peptidase
Exons: 11
Coding region: 140-1483 (447 amino acids)
Biological process (GO): proteolysis; positive regulation of neuron apoptotic process; apoptotic process
Cellular component (GO): cytoplasm
Source: RefSeq, a predicted model, not a curated record